UUCUAGCCUUUCCGUAAAGCGCUGUUAAAAUUUCAGGUACGUGUACAUAUGUAUGCAAUAGUAUGUACAAUAACGGUGGAGGAUAGAAGUCAAUAGAUUUAAGAAUUUUUUGAACAUUGCGCUUAAUUUUUAUUUGUACUUAUUUAUUUACCGCGUAAAAUUUUACUAACGUAUUCAUUAAGAUUACAGAAAAUCAAGCAUGUUCCGUACUUUGGAUACUUUCGAUACAGAAUUUUCCGCUGAUUCAGUUGAAUGGUGUCCAAUAGAUUCCUUCAAAGAUGUAUUUGUUUGUGGAACGUAUCAAUUAAUGAAAGACGAGAAUUUACCAUCCAAUGUGUCAUCAAAACGUUUAGGAAGAAUUUAUCUAUUUCAAAUUGUACAAAAUGGACGCUUAAUAAUAUUGCAAAAAUUAGAAGUACCCGCUGUAUUGGAUAUGAAAUGGGCGCAUGUUACAUUACAAAAUAAAAUUUUACUCGGUGUUGUAAACUCUUUAGGGCACUUACAAAUUUAUCAACUUAAAAAUGACAACGAAAAGAUAACUCUAGAAUUAUUAGUGCAAAAGAGAGUUGGCGAUGAAGUACUUGCAUUAUCUUUAGAUUGGUGUACCGGAAGAUUGACAAAUGAAGUCAGUUUAAAAAUAGUAGUUAGCGACUCAAAAGGUUUCGUCUCAUUGUUUGAGUUAAACGAAAAUGAACUUGAUAAAAUUAAUUCAUGGUCAGCACAUGGAUUUGAAGCAUGGAUUGCAGCUUUUAAUUAUUGGGACACAAACAUUAUAUAUAGCGGUGGCGAUGACUGUAAAUUUCAAUGUAUUGAUACGAGGAUAAAGACUCGGGUUUCAAAUAAUGUUCACGGUGCAGGCGUUACAAGUAUUCAUAGUAAUGCAGCGAGAGAAUUUUUAUUAUCAUCUGGAAGUUAUGAUGAAAUAUUGAGAUUAUGGGAUACGAGAAACUUGAAGCAGCCAAUUUCAAAUACGAAUCUAGGUGGCGGCAUUUGGCGUUUAAAAUGGGAUCCCUUUAAACGAAAAUAUUUGUUGGCUGCUUGCAUGUAUAGCGGAUUUAGAAUAGUCGACUGCGAAAACACUGAAAUACCGUCUGUUAUUGGCGAGUAUAAUGAACACGAAAGUAUAGCAUAUGGGUGCGAUUGGAGUUACUUAAAUAGCGAAGAAAUAUCAGGACAAAUACUCGAAAAAGAAACACAAUAUGCAUUUCUAAUGACUACUUGUUCUUUUUAUGAUCAUGUUUUAAAAUUAUCCGCAUUAUAUUUAAAGAAUAACUAAAGAAUUUUCAAUAAAGAAGAAUCGAAAAUUUA
Molecule: messenger RNA, 1308 nt
Organism: Bombus pascuorum
Lineage: Eukaryota; Metazoa; Arthropoda; Insecta; Hymenoptera; Apidae
Product: diphthine methyltransferase
Exons: 4
Coding region: 200-1276 (358 amino acids)
Molecular function (GO): protein binding
Source: RefSeq, a predicted model, not a curated record